This is a messenger RNA of Hyaloperonospora brassicae, 789 nucleotides long. Lineage: Eukaryota; Oomycota; Peronosporomycetes; Peronosporales; Peronosporaceae. The record is from the annotation of a GenBank genome assembly.
AUGGAGGUCGCCGCGCAUGCCGACGACUACAACGCGUCGUUCCGCGACACAGUGUGGCUCCAGUCGUUCCCACUCAACGCGCAGACGGUGCUGCACUACUUUGCGCUGUCGCCGUUCUACGACCGCUCGUGCAACAACGAGCGCCUCAAGAUGCAGCGCCUGGGGCUCGACCAGCUCAAGAACCUGCGCGGCGUCGAGUACGAGCUCUUGCCGAACGCAGCCAAGCAGUUGCCCCAGCAGCUCUAUGUCCUCCGCAAGCAGCGACGGAGCAGUCGGACGCAAGUCGAGCCGCUCGCGGUCUACUACGUGCUGGACGGGACCGUGUACCAGGCCCCGAACAUCCAUGCCAUGCUGACGUCUCGCCUCAAAAAGUGCAGCUACCGCAUCAACAAGGCGUUCCACGGCUUGGCCGCUGGGGUACGGUUUAGCCCGACCGAGGGGUACGCGUGGGACUUUAGCUCGCCGGACAAGAAGGAGCCAGUGAUUCCGUCCGAGCAGCUGCAGCUGAAGCUCAAGCAAAAGUACGAGAAGAUGGAAAAACAGCGCGAAAACUCGGCGCGUGUAGACUCGAUAUUGAUCCAACUCAUGAAGAAACACGCCCCGGAGAUCGCUGAAAAGCUAGAGAACAACACGGUGGCAGCUGCGGCUGCUGCAGCACGAGCGGCAGGGCACGAGGGCGCGGGGAAGCUUGAAGGACCGAUGGCGGCAAAUGGCGUCACGCACGACAAGAGCGAGUCGGCGGGGACUGCCGCUACUGCUGAAACUGUCAAGCGGCAGAAGGUUACAUGA